ACAACAAACCCAAAGUCAAUAUCAGACGCCACUUUGCCAUCUCACUCCACCUUCAGCCUUCACUCUUCAGGCGCCAAAAUAACAUCACUUCCUCUUUUCUCUCUCUCUCCUUAUCAAAAAAAAAAAAAAAAACCUCUCACUUUAUUUUAAUCAAUUAAUUUCUCUACUAGAUAAAAUAGAAAAAUUCCCAAAUCAAAUCACCAGAUUUCAAAUUCAACAGAGAGAACAAAAAAAAAACCCCUCAUUUCUCACUCAGUUUCCAAUUUGAGGAGAGAGAAAAUGGCUGGAAUGGAACUUCAGAACACUGUCAAAGAAGCCCUAAAUGCUCUCUAUCAUCAUCCUGAUGAUACUGUUCGUAUGCAAGCUGAUCGAUGGCUUCAAGAAUUUCAGCGCACUCUUGAUGCUUGGCAGGUUGCAGAUAAUCUGCUUCACGAUGCAACUAGCAAUUUGGAAACUCUUAUAUUUUGCUCACAAACUUUAAGAAGCAAGGUACAACGAGAUUUUGAGGAGCUUCCUUCUGAAGCAUUUCGUCCUCUACGGGAUUCUUUAAAUAGCUUGUUAAAUAGAUUUCAUCAUGGCCCGCCAAAAGUUAGAACCCAGAUUAGCCUUGCUGUAGCUGCGUUGGCUGUUCAUGUCUCUGUAGGAGAUUGGGGAGAUGGAGGCAUUAUGAAUUGGCUCAAGGUAGAGAUGAACUCUCGUCCCGAAUGCAUACCAAGCUUUUUGGAGCUUUUGAAGGUUCUGCCGGAGGAGGUGUUCGAUUACAGAAUAUCAGCUCGGCCUGAAAGGCGUCGGCAAUUUGAGAAGGAGCUUAUUUCUGCUAUGGAGGUUGCGCUGAGUUUAUUAACUGCUUGUUUGAAUGCCAGUGAACUCAAGGAGCAGGUUCUGGAGGCAUUUGCUUCAUGGCUUCGCUUGAGACGUGGGAUUUCUCCAUCUGUGCUUGCAAAUCAUCCUUUGGUUCUUACAACUCUUUCUAGCCUGGGUUCUGAUAUACUCUCUGAGGCUGCUGUUAAUGUUGUUUCCGAGUUGAUACAUUGUUCAGCAGUGGGGAAUUCCUCUGAUGUUUCUGUCCAGAUGCCGUUAAUACAAGUUAUUGUUCCUCAAGUAAUGAGUCUCAGGCCACAUCUUAAUGAUCAAUCAAAGGAUGAGGAAGAUGUGAAGGCGAUUGGACGCUUAUUUGCUGAUAUGGGUGAUGCAUACGCACAAUUGAUUGCUACUGGUUCUGAUGAGUCAAUGAUGAUAGUGCAAGCAUUACUUGAAGUAGCGUCCCACUCAGAGUUUGAUAUUGCUUCUAUGACAUUUAAUUUUUGGCACAACCUACAAGUUUACUUGAUCGAAAGGGAUCUGUACCUGUCGUUUGGUAAUGAAGCAUCCAUUGAAGCGGAGAGAAAUAGGAGACUGCUAAUUUUCCGUUCAUCAUAUGAAUCUCUGGUGUCCUUGGUCAGUUCUCGGGUUCAAUACCCUAAUGAUUAUAUGGAGCUUUCAAGGGAGGACCUCAAGGAUUUCAAACAAACAAGAUAUGCUGUUGCAGAUGUUCUUGUUGAUGCGGCGCUGGUUUUAGGUGGUGAUACAGUGCUGAAAAUACUCUACAUGAAACUUGUUCAGGCUGUGACAAGCUGCGGAAAUGAUCAAAGUAGUGAAUGGCGUCCAGCUGAGGCUGCUUUAUACUGUAUUAGAGCCAUAGCAGAUUAUGUUUCCAGUGUGGAAGCUGAAGUGAUGCCUCAGGUUAUGUCUUUGCUCCCGAAGCUUCCCCGUCAUCCUCAACUACUUCAGACUGUGUGCUUGACAAUUGGGGCAUAUUCUAAAUGGCUUGAUUCUUCAUCUAAUGGACUCUCAAUUCUGCCUUCGCUGGUGGACAUUCUUAUGGGUGGCAUGAGCACAUCUGAAGAUACUGCAGCAGCUGCUGCAUUGGCAUUUAGACACAUUUGUGAUGAUUGUCGGAAGAAGCUGUGUGGAUCUUUAGAUGGCCUCUUUCAUAUCUACCAGAGUGCGGUCUAUGCGGAAGGUGGAAACUUCAGAGUAUCUGCUGAAGACUCUCUACAUUUGGUUGAAGCACUAAGCAUGGUAAUUACAGAACUUCCUCCUGACCAUGCGAAGAAGGCCCUGGAGGCAUUAUGCCUGCCUGUUGUUACUCCUCUUCAGGAAAUGAUCAAUCAAGGUCCAGUUAGUCUGGGACAGAAAGGUGCUCGCGAGCUUACUGUUCACAUAGAUCGACUGGCAUAUAUUUUUAGAUAUUUGAAUCACCCUGAAGCUGUAGCAGAUGCAAUUCAGAGGCUCUGGCCGAUUUUCAAAGCCAUCUUUGAUGUACGUGCGUGGGACAUGCGGUCAAUGGAAUCUCUCUGCAAGGCAUGCAAAUAUGCUGUAAGAACUGCUGGAAGGUACAUGGGAAUCACAAUUGGCGCCAUGCUAGAAGAGAUUCAAGGACUUUAUCAGCACCAUCACCAGCCAUGUUUUCUGUAUCUCUCAAGUGAAGUGAUAAAGAUCUUUGGGUCUGACCCAUCUUGUUCAGACUAUCUGAGAAAUUUAGUUGAAGCCCUCUUUAGAAGAACAGCUUGCCUUCUUGCCACAAUCAGAGAUUUUACCACCAGACCGGAUAUAGCAGAUGAUUGUUUCCUCUUGGCAUCAAGGUGCAUCAGAUACUGUCCGCAGAUAUUUAUUCCAUCACCUGUGUUUCCCUCAUUGAUAGAUUGUGCUAUGAUUGGGAUCACAGUUCAACACAGGGAAGCUUCAAAUUCUAUCUUGUCAUUCUUAUCUGAUGUCUUUGAUCUUACAAAUUCACGUGAGGGUGUGCAGUACCAGCACAUUAGGGACAACGUGAUCAUUCCACGAGGACCAACAAUCACCAGAAUUUUGAUAGCAUCCCUUACAGGAGCUCUUCCAAGUAACCGAUUUGAAACAGUAACUUAUACACUUCUAGCACUAGUUCGAGCUUACCAAGUAAAAGCUCUGGAAUGGGCCAAAGAAUGCAUUACAUUGAUUCCAAAAACGGCUGUGACAGAAGUCGAGAGCUCGAGACUCCUGCAAGCUUUAUCCGAUGCAGCAUCUGGAGCUAGCGUUAAUACUGUCAUGAUUCCGAUUGAGGAACUCUCCGAUGUUUGCCGUCGCAAUCGGACGGUCCAAGAAAUUGUUCAGGAUGCUUUGAAACCCCUAGAAUUGAAUAUGGUUCAGAGAGUAUAGUACAUGUUCAAUAAAGGACAACUGCACAGCUUUUGCUGAUAGAGAAUACACAAAUUGAAAGGGCUGUUUUCAGAAGGCCCUUGUAGAGCAGCUUUAUUCGCUCCACUGUGUAUUUAUAUAUAUUUUUUAAUUGAUUCAUGUAAAUUCCACAA
Messenger RNA from Beta vulgaris subsp. vulgaris (sugar beet), 3326 nucleotides. Its product is annotated as transportin MOS14. Gene Ontology annotation, molecular function: small GTPase binding. The coding region runs from base 280 to 3174 and encodes 964 amino acids. Gene Ontology annotation, biological process: protein import into nucleus. The record is from RefSeq and is a predicted model, not a curated record. The transcript is spliced from 27 exons. Lineage: Eukaryota; Viridiplantae; Streptophyta; Magnoliopsida; Caryophyllales; Amaranthaceae. Gene Ontology annotation, cellular component: nuclear membrane; cytoplasm.